Messenger RNA from Drosophila navojoa, 1640 nucleotides. RefSeq names its product bleomycin hydrolase. The record is from RefSeq and is a predicted model, not a curated record. Gene Ontology annotation, molecular function: cysteine-type aminopeptidase activity. Gene Ontology annotation, biological process: proteolysis. Gene Ontology annotation, cellular component: cytoplasm. NCBI's taxonomy places the organism in Eukaryota, Metazoa, Arthropoda, Insecta, Diptera, Drosophilidae.
AUUAAAAUAGAAAUCUAAUUUUAUUUUCUUAAGUAUCAACAAAAAAUUGUCUAAAGUUCAUGAAAUGAGUAUUUCGCCAAAUGCCGCUGGCCUCGCACUACAAAGCUCCCAGCUGUCCAAGUGGCGCUCCGAGUUCUUCAGCCUGCCAUUGAACCGGCUGGCGCAAAACAUUUGCACUCGUGGGGAUCCGAUCAGCGCAUGCCAGCGCGCCAAUCUGCAGGAAUUGACGGUGGGCGGCAAGGAGCACCAUGAGGUGGCCAGGCUGAAGAAGUCGAGCGUUGACGGUCCGCAUUGGAUCUGCACGGGCCUGGAUCUGCUGCGUCAUGGUCUGCGCAAAGAUUACGAACUAUCCGCCCCGUAUUUGUUCUACUGGCAUAAGCUUGAGCGCUGUAACUACUUCCUCAAUACUGUGAUCGAGUGUCUAGCGCGCGGAGAGCCGGUUGAGGGACGCACCUUCAGGUACCUGAUGAAGCACACCGUGCCCGAUGGCGGCAAUUGGCAGAUGUUCGUGAAUCUGGUCAAGAAAUACGGCGUAAUGCCCAAGCAGUCCUAUCUGGCCAGCUGGUCCUCGACCCACACCCUGCACCUUAAUCGGAUGCUCAAGAGUAAACUGCACGAGUUUAGCAGCCAGCUGCAUGAGCAAUUCGUCUCAGAUGGGAAUGCCCAGAAGCUGCCCCCAAUGGUCGAGUCCAUGCUCACAGAUCUUUAUAAGGUAAUCAACAUUUGCUUGGGCACGCCGCCCACGAGCUUUACGCUCGACUUAAAGGACGAAGAGCAGGAGACUCUGUUUACGCCGCGCAGUUUCUAUGAGCGCAUGAUAACGCCCCAUUUUGCGCUGGAUGCCUGGGUGAGUCUGGGCCAUGAUCCCCGCCCGAGUGCCAGCUACGGGCGCAACUAUUGCAUUGCCCAUAGCUCCAACCUGAUGGGCGGACUGCUGCAAAGCUACAAUAACCAGCCCAUGGAUGUACUGCUUGAGGUCAUGGUCAAGUCGCUGGCCGCUGGCUCGGCUGUGUGGCUGGCAUGCGAUAUCCAGCGCAUAUUCAAGAACAACGAAGGAGUGCUCAGCCUGAAAACGCACAACUUCGAGCAGGUAUUCGGCAUGCCGGUGGGCACAGCUCUAAACAAGGCGGACCGUAUGCUCUAUAGGGCGACGAGUCGAAAUACGUCGCUGCUGGUGACCGAGGUCUCGCUGGACGCACUGCAGCAGCCACUGCGAUUUGGCACGAUACGCAAGACAGCAAAGACUAAUGCCGUUCAAAAUACAGAAUCCGAGGGGAGUAUAAAGGAUGCUGCCGAUACCGUCGACAAUGCGAAAACCAAAGCAGAUGCAGCCGAAGCAGAGUCAGCCAAGCGCAAAGCAUCCAUGGGCCAAGCUACCGUCCUGCACGUCGACUGGCUGCGGGAGUAUGCCUUUGAGAUAGUUGUCGACGCACGCUUUGUGCCGCCAGGCGUGAUGCAAGCGCUCCGCGACGAGCCCAGCGAGGAACUGCCCAUUUGGGACCCCAUGGGCGCGCUGCUCAGUUGAUGAAUGAUGAGUCCCCAGGUGGAAGUUGUGCAGGGCUGGCAAACAAAACUAGCUCGUUGAUCUAAAAGGACCACUAAUCAUUUCAUGAACUGGUUCAUUUUGUACCUUGUCACUA